UUGCUUGCGAACGCACUACAUGAAGACGAGUGAAGAUGGCGGAUGUAUUGAGUGUUCUUCGCCAGUAUAACAUCCAGAAAAAAGAAAUCGUCGCGAAAGGAGAUGAAGUUAUCUUUGGAGAGUUCUCUUGGCCGAAAAAUGUCAAGACCAACUACAUAAUCUGGGGUACUGGCAAAGAGGGGCAGCCCAAAGAGUACUAUACACUAGACUCGAUCCUAUUCCUGCUCAACAAUGUGCAUCUGCCGCAUUCAUCCUAUGUGCGACGAGCCGCAACUGAGAACAUCCCUGUCGUCAGAAGACCAGAUCGAAAGGAUCUGCUCGCUUAUCUCAAUGGCGAGAGCUCUACGUCAACAAGUAUCGACAGAAGCGCACCUAUAGAAAUAGGUCUACAGAGGCCAACACAAGUCAAACGAGCAGCUGAUGAAGUAUCUUCUGAAGCCAAAAAGCCGAGGAUUGAGGAUGAGGAGCGAGUGCGUCUGGACAAGGAGCGCCUGGCCGCCCGUCUGGAGGGCCAUAAGGAAGGCAUCGUGCAGACCGACCAGAUCCGAUCGCUGUCUGAGGCCAUGUCAGUGGAGAAAAUUGCAGCCAUCAAAGCCAAGAUCAUGGCCAAGAAACGCUCAACGAUUAAAACCGACCUGGAUGACGACAUAACCCUGAAGCAGAGAAGCUUCGUAGACGCAGAGGUGGACGUCACCAGAGAUAUUGUGAGCCGAGAGCGGGUCUGGAGGACCAGGACAACCAUUCUUCAGAGCACCGGCAAGAACUUCUCCAAGAACAUCUUCGCCAUUCUCCAGUCGGUGAAAGCCAGGGAAGAAGGGCGAGCCCCGGAGCAGAGACCUGCACAGAACACCACUCAAGUGGACCCGUCCCUGAGGAACAAGCAGCCGGUCCCAGCCGCCUACAACAGAUACGAUCAGGAGCGAUUCAAAGGGAAAGAGGAAACGGAGGGUUUCAAGAUCGACACCAUGGGCACGUACCACGGCAUGACCCUGAAGUCAGUGACGGAAGGAGCGUCGGCUCGGAAAGCCCAGACCCCCGCCAUGCAGCCGGUCCCUCGCCCAGUCUCACAAGCCAGGCCGCCUCCAAAUCAGAAGAAAGGAUCCCGGACUCCCAUCAUCAUCAUCCCCGCUGCCACCACCUCGCUCAUCACAAUGCUCAACGCUAAAGACCUCCUGCAGGACCUCAAGUUCGUCACGUCGGAAGAGAAGAAGAAGCAGGGCAUCCCGCGCGACAACGAGGUUCUGCUCCAGAGGCGCAAGGACCAGAUCCAGCCGGGCGGCGCCACGCUGAGCGUCACCGUGCCGUACCGCAUCAUCGACCAGCCGCUCAAGCUGGCGCCGCAGGACUGGGAUCGAGUGGUCGCCGUGUUCGUGCAGGGUCCUGCCUGGCAGUUCAAGGGCUGGCCGUGGCUGCUGCCCGACGGAUCUCCCGUGGACAUUUUCGCUAAAAUCCGGGCCUUCCACCUGAAGUACGACGAGGCCAAGACGGACCCCAACGUGCAGAAGUGGGACGUGACGGUCCUGGAGCUGAGCCGCCACCGGCGCCAUCUGGACCGGCCCAUCUUCCUGCGCUUCUGGGAAACCCUGGACAAAUACAUGGUGAAACACAAAUCACACCUCAGGUUCUGAGCCCGGGUCGCCGCGUCCGCUACCAAAAAUCCCGCCGCCGAUGUGACCGGCCUUCCGCCCGAGCCGGCGGACCGCUCCACUGCUCCACCGCUCCCUCCGAGGACGCCCCAGGGAGUCUCUGGAUGUGGGAGAAACCGGUUUAGGGGAUUUUUGUGUGCUUGUUGUAAUUGUUUUCUAAUGUUUUCAUGUAGGUAAACAGAAAUACCAAACUAUGUUUUAUAUUUAAAAAAAAUGAAAAAAAAACA
Messenger RNA from Salarias fasciatus (jewelled blenny), 1873 nucleotides. It is a transcript of the gene cdc73, whose product is annotated as cell division cycle 73, Paf1/RNA polymerase II complex component, homolog (S. cerevisiae). The transcript has 17 exons. The record is from RefSeq and is a predicted model, not a curated record. The coding region runs from base 36 to 1628 and encodes 530 amino acids. Gene Ontology annotation, molecular function: RNA polymerase II complex binding. Gene Ontology annotation, cellular component: Cdc73/Paf1 complex. Gene Ontology annotation, biological process: positive regulation of transcription elongation by RNA polymerase II; transcription elongation by RNA polymerase II. NCBI's taxonomy places the organism in Eukaryota, Metazoa, Chordata, Actinopteri, Blenniiformes, Blenniidae.